Molecule: messenger RNA, 1041 nt
Organism: Epithele typhae
Lineage: Eukaryota; Fungi; Basidiomycota; Agaricomycetes; Polyporales; Epitheliaceae
Exons: 4
Coding region: 1-1041 (346 amino acids)
Source: RefSeq, a predicted model, not a curated record
AUGGAUUACUUCGACCUCAACCUCCCUGCCCCCACCGACGUCCAAGACCCAGGCAACCAAGACGAUAUACCCACUGUACCUGAAGCCGCCCAGAAUGUUUCUACCACCCCUGAUGUUGCCCAGGUGCACACCCCGUUGGACCAUCCCAACAUCCUCCCCAUCUCAACCGCCUUUCAUCCCGUGCUAUCGAUCAACGGCCAAGCCCCCAACUUCGUCUUCAUCGCCUCGGACAACGUUCGCUUCUACGUCCACACCCACCACAUCCUCGCUGUCUCCAUGAACAGGAUGGGUAUGCUCCUCCCAAACGACGUGCCCGCAUCCACCCUCGGGCCCCGCCCGUCCGCUCAACUUCCCCAUCCCUCCGAGGUCGUCAACGUCAUGCUCCACAUCAUCUACGGUCUACAAUGCCUGCAAUACGCCCCAACUCUCGAGACGACCGAGGCCGCGCUCAAGGCUCUUCACUUCCAAUACGGCGUUUCCAUUCAGGUGCACGCCGCGCCCCACCUCCCUCUCUACCAGCUCAUCCUCUCCUACGCCCCGUUCCGCCCACUUGAAGCGUACGCCGUUGCAGCGCACUACGCGCUCGAGGAGCUCGCCGUUGCAACCUCCAGCCACCUGCUCGCCUACGACCUGUCGCGGAUGCCCGACGAUACCGCCCAGAAGAUGGGCCCGAUCUACCUCAAGCGACUGCUGGGACUCCACCAAUCACGCCUCGCUGCUCUCCGCAACAUCCUGUUCCGUCCUCCUCGCGAACACGGUCCGGCUGUCGGAUGCAGCACGGAGCAGAGGCAACAGCUGACGCGAGCCUGGGCACUGGCCGUCGCCCAGCUGGUAUGGGAGGUUCUGCCAAGUGUGUCGACGAACGCAUUGCAGUCGCUGCUGGAGCCAAUCGGAUUAGCCUUUAGCUGUCCUCACUGCGCCGUGGCGCUGCAGGGGAGGGUACGGGAGGUGGUGUACGAGUGGUCCGCGGUGAAGGUCCCGCGAAUAUCUUGUGGACGCCAAACUGGAUCCAAUAGGAGCAUCCUUGCCCCUCUCGCGUAG